This is a messenger RNA of Acanthaster planci (crown-of-thorns starfish), 6559 nucleotides long. RefSeq lists its product as uncharacterized. NCBI's taxonomy places the organism in Eukaryota, Metazoa, Echinodermata, Asteroidea, Valvatida, Acanthasteridae. Gene Ontology annotation, biological process: cell differentiation; regulation of transcription by RNA polymerase II. Gene Ontology annotation, molecular function: DNA-binding transcription factor activity, RNA polymerase II-specific; sequence-specific DNA binding. Gene Ontology annotation, cellular component: nucleus. The record is from RefSeq and is a predicted model, not a curated record.
UGCACUGUAAAAUUUUAUGAUGCAGAUUUCUUUCCUCCUCGGCUAAAGUAAAACUUGCAUAGUCUGUUUGGCGAACUGUAAACACCACGAAUAAGCGAGUGCGGCUGCUGCGAAAAGUUUUAUCAGCACUUGUUUAUCAUAGUUCUCCCCGGUACUCCAAUGCUUUUCUGUGACGAAUGGACGAUCCUGGGCUGUCCAUGUUUUCUUUUCUUCUGAUGCUUAUUAUUCAAAAUUAUAAUUAUGAGGGUGUGACUCCAUUAUUACGGCUAAGCAAACAUAGAUCAACCAUGCAAUUGAAAUCGGACGCGUAUCGCCAGGUCAGCUACUUCCCGUUCUUGCUUGAUUCCAGUGUAACUUGAGGUAUAAAUUAGUGGGCAUUGUAAUGUAUAGGGGACGACCUUUCAAACGUUGUGAAUGCUAAUUUACAGCACAUGUCACAGUGGCUUCAAUGAGUACCAACUCAAAGAAAAUAGUGGUUGCGCUGGAAAAGACCUCGAAUACAACACUGCUGUCGCUAAACUUAGAUUCUAAGCAUUCGCGCGAAAAAGGAAGUACAGUUAUAGUUAAGAAUAACACGAUAAGCAUUAUGAGGAAGUGAUUUAACCAUGCACUGUUGUUUUCAGAAUGAAAUCACCGUACUGUAAAUUUUGCCCUUAUCUGGAGUUGUGCACAUGAUGUGUUCAAUCAGUGUUUGCCACGUGAUGUCUCCCUUCGUGCUUUAUCAACUUGUAGCACACCGAGUGUGCAACAGGUGGUGGGUCCAUAAAGAAAACUGCCGGCGUGUCUUCUUUUAUCUAGGCUCGGCGAUACGGAGUUCGAGCCUCCCGCCCGGGUACCGCAUACCGGAUAUCCGGGUUUGCGCUUUUGGUACCGCGGGCCCCUGUAGCUAGCUGUUACGGGGAAUUGGGACAAUUACCAUUAUCCAAACGAUUGUCAUGUGCGCCCGUUUGAAUCUGACUACAUGUAAUAAACUCGAGAUUUACAUUCAUUUCACUGGGAAAGUUUCAUCAGGGGCCGGAAUGGGGAAAAUACCGGUUUUCCUGUUUGAUUUUAAUGUGUGAUUUUUCACCCUUUGGAUUUCAUAUUCUGCGAAAGGUAUUCUUUUAAAGUUGGUGCUCUGACUUGGGAAAAUCCCUUUUUUGGAUACCAAUUCUCUAACAAACAUAUGGGGGUAUCCUCAGCAAUAUUCAUUGUAAAUUGAUCCCAAAACGACAGGUGUUUUUACUUAAUUAAAAUGGCCUGCCCAAACACAGCGUGGUGGUAAUGCACAUGUGCUCUUUCCAAGUUAUUCCAUUAGAGUACAGGUCAUAUUGUGUCCAUGUGCCUUCGUCUGUUCGAUUUAAUAAAAUUGCAUAUGCCGCUUUUUUAGAUCAAUCGCGUCUCGAUUUGCUGUAAAUAAAUUGCACUUUUGUAGCAUUUUGCAUCCGUAUCAUCGUAUUUUCGUUUUAUGGUUGCUGACAAAUAUUGCCAGUCAAAAUUGUAGACAAUAUAAAAUAGAUUUCAGUGUAAAAUGUUAUUUUUCGAGCAUUGAUUUUUCCCUUUUGAAUCCACAAGAAUAGACUUGCAAGUACGCACAACUUGGCUUUGCCCUGCUGUCUGAGAAAUGUAUCUUAAAACAGGGGACUAUUUUAUGGAUGAAACUAUUAGAGCUUUUGUUCGCCUCUCUGAAGCAGUCAGCCAUAGUUUAUUUUUUGCUCACUUCUUCGUGGUACAAAUGAAUUUGACUGCUGUAAUUGGUUAAAGGGGGAAUUUAGUCGCCCAAGACUGAUGCGUAUGGAUACUCAUGGGGGGAAACUUGAAUGUUAAAUCUAUCGUUGAUCGAUGCAUGGUAAAUAUGCGCGCACUUUAAGCGUGAUUGUAGACGCCCACUUACGAUUAGCGAGUGACGUGAAUGAGUCGCGAAUGCCCAUUUUCAAUAAGUAGAUGAAUUAAUCACGGUAUAAUAAGUCAAUGUCUGACAAGAUGAUCGUACAACUGUUAUGCAACUAUCAUCACAGGAGAGGUUAUCACCAAUGUGAUUGUCGUGUAAACGCACUCGAAAAUGAAGAUUCCCAGACGAAAUCCCAUUCGAAUUUCCCACACAUCCCAACUUGAAUCUGAAUGUGGCUUAGUUUGUAAUCAUCAGCACCUGGUACUGGGAGUAUGUACGCAACACCUAUCCAUUGAUGCGUGCCCUUGGUACAUGCGCACAUCGAUCUCAGUGCAGCCGUACAUACGUCAUUGCGAAAUUAUCACUGUCCUGGCAAUUAUGCUAAUUAGUCCCGUCCAGCGGGUGUGAAUGAAGUAGUAUGGGUUGAGUGUGCAGCGCCUCAUGUGCCAGUGUGUCUGUUGGACUGUGCAGACGCGUUUUACAGCGUUAGAAACCUUGAGCUAUAUUUUUGUUUCAAUACUUUUGGGUGAACAUUUUGAAAUUGGUCGCGGGAAAACCCACACAUCGUGUGACGAUCCGUUUUUUGUUCGUUCGUGACCGUGACAUCAGCAACAUGUUAACCGGGAACACCCGUGCGCCUUCACCCGCCGAGCCCGCAGCUUCGAGUCAGUCGGAACAGUUCCAGCCUCAGGCUGCACCGCCAAACAAAGAUAAGCCCGGGCCCGGGCGUGUCUCCACCCCGAUCACGGUGAAGUCUGAGUUCCCUGCGGCGUCGACCGACCAACCCAUGGAUCAACAGCCGACCGUGCCUAGUACGCCGACACCGCAGGUUGCAGCCGGACUUGGAACCAAACUCAAAGGAAUGGAAGCCAAUGUGACGCUAUGGCAGUUCCUCUUGGAGCUCUUGAUGGAUAAGAACAACGCCCAUCUUAUUACCUGGACCGGCAACGAGGGCGAGUUCAAGCUGAACAACUCGGAGGAGGUUGCCCGCAUGUGGGGGCUCCGUAAGAACAAGACCAACAUGAACUACGACAAGCUCAGCCGCGCCCUUCGCUACUACUACGACAAGAACAUCAUCAAGAAGGUCAUGGGUCAGAAGUUUGUCUACAAGUUCGUCUCCUUCCCGGAGAUCGUCAAGACGGAGAACAAGAUCCCAUUCCGAGUGAAGAUGGAGACGCUGGACGGGCCGCCCCCAGCAGCGGCGGCCUCGACGGCCGCGCGACCGCAGAGCUACCCGGGGAUCACGGUGACCACGGCAGGCAGGAAGAGUCCGGCCGACAUUCAUCACCAGCUCCACCAACACCACCGCCAUCACCGGGAGUCGCCCAGGUACGUGCCAAGUCCGCUGGCACGAUCGCCCAAGCGCGCCACCCCUGACACGCACGAGACGGCACUGAAUUUAAAAAAGCACAACGCUAGCGAGGACCGCGAGGAACCUGGAGCCCAGGAACAGAAGCAGUGGAGCUCGGCAGCGGGGCUGAUCGCCGGCAGCGGCGGCAGUCACCAUCACCACCGAGGAGGCGAGGACGGUAGGAUAACGGCCAGCCCCAGGCCCAUGCCGUCAGGUAGCGGAGCCGGCUCGGAGGCAAGGCUGACUGUCGAGCCCAGCCUGGUCACCAGUACCGGUCGGCCUUUCACCACCGUCUGCACCCCAAGCACCGCCACGGUCACCAGCAGCUCGACCAACAGGCCCAAGCCCCUACCCAUCACCACCUUGCAGACGCCUAAGAGUGACUUUUACUCCACCACUAUGCCUACCAAGAUGUCCUCGUCCAGCCCGUCUUUUCUUACCACGAACAACGGGCUGACGGUGCCGUGCUACGGCGGACCGCACACCCCUUUGCCCGGAACACCAAUCAUGGUGGCCAGCCCCUUAUUCGGCCAGAGCGGCACGCCCUUGGUACCACUCCAUUUCUGGAGCACGCUGAGCCCUCUUGCUCUCAGUCCGUCUGUGAGUUCCCAAAUGAACACAUUCCAGUUUCCCGCCAUUAUCAACGGACUAACCGGUACACCUGUGUCAGUGUCUGGCAUGAUGCCCAUCCACACUCCCACAGCUGUGGUUUUCUCACCAACGACGACCAAACCAAUUGUUGUGCCCUAAGCCGCACAGAAUUGAACAGUUAGCUUUAAAUCGCGAUAGCUCAACCAAUCAUCAAUCGAUCAGUCAAUCUCGCCAUGUCCGGCCAAAGUUUCAAACGAUUUCCCGAGGGCUCCUGGUCUUAAUUCAAGUCGGCUGUUCCGGGCGAAAUUACUUGUUUUACAAAUCCCAGCAAGCUAGGGCAUAUUACCACGCAUAAGUUACAUACGUCAAUGUGCCGAGUCGUUUAUGGCGACUGACACACUAACAACCGACUUGAAUUAAGUCUAGUAAAUAAAGGUUCCGUUUAUAUUUUGGAAAUAACCAGCGGUUUUUGGCAGGUCGGCAGGUUAGGUGGGCAUUUGGUCGAAAGUACACAAGAUCGUCUAAACUGCUGUGUACAUGUAUAUGUCGGCUUUUCAUGUAAGAAUUCUGUAAUUCUCAGUUGGAAAUUACAGUCGUCUGGUUGCUUUCUAGAAUUUGUUCAUUUCCAACAUCAGUUUUCUAUGGUGAUUUCCAUAAAUAAAAAGUAUUGUAAAUAACUUAAUUUGGCUGUUGUGGCGUAUCGUUUAAUUAGGGUGGUAACAACGGUACAGGCAUUUGGAACUGUAAAUAAAGGCUGUGCCUUCAAAACAUUUCGAGGAAAAGAGGGAGAGAGAACUAUUUUUGCCAGGAUAAGAUGACAUUAUAUUUUUGUAAAAAUGUGAGUUGGCUCGAAGGUCCUGUUUAGAACUUGGACAUGUUUUUUGUUCAUUCCGGAUGCGCUUGUAUCAGUUUCGGAACUGUCCUGACCCCGGAUUUUAGGGUCACACAGAGGUAUAACACUCACACGCAGGGACUUUCAUAACUCUAGAGGGGUAUUUACCGUCGGAUUCCCGCCUCCUCCACUCUCAGUUUUUCACGAAGUCCUUCCGCAUUGCCGAGUGUAUAGCCGCGUCCAAAUCACUUGGGUGGAGCUGGAAAUGGCAUGACUGUAUGGGAACUGGCUGCACAGCCACUGCUGUAGACUUCUGUGCAAUUUCAAGCCGUAGCCUACAUGUUUAUUCGGACACGGCUGCGAUGCACCAAUAUGAACGCUGAUACUAGCCGUGCCUGCUCAUAUACCGAGAAAAAAAAGAGCCAAUCCUUGCACAAAGUUUUAUAUGCGAGCAUAAACUGUAGACCCAUUUGUUUUAUAGUCUUUCCUUUUUGCUCUAACCCCCAAACCAAACCGACCCCGCAAGAGCACCAAAUCUGAAUUUUGUUGCCACUGACUGUUUGGGACGCCUUGGUUUACAGCUCCAAACAACACAAAUCAAAAUUUUUCUUAAACAGCACCGUCAAAUUCACUGGCAAAGUUUUUCGCUUGAUGUUAGUGUUUCCUGACUGUUCUGUUUUUAAUUUUUGUAUCACAUUUUUAUUGUGAAGGAUAUUGGCAACAUGCAUGUAAAUCAAACUUUUUAAUACCUGUCAGACAUUCAAACUUACGUCACCAUUAAGCUGUUCAUAAACACUAUUGUGAUAUUAGUUGAUGAGUCGAAAGAUAGCUGAAGUUAUGAGACUUAAAGUGGAUUAUAUAUUACAUUGUUUGCUCGUCCAACAUUGACAUAAAUAAGGUCGUUAGGUUAACACGGAUGUAAGGGAAGAAGAGGGAAACAGAAUGGGUCCGGAAUUUACGGCGUCAGAAAACACGAUACCUUGAUAAGAGAAUGUGAUAAACAAGCAGCAUUAUUUUAUCGCCUGGAAGAGAUGAGUAAAAAGGGAACAAGAAGCGCAAGAAAGCAGUUUCGUUUUUGUUUUGUUUUAAGAUAGUAUUUCACUCGCAUUUCCCCUUGUGGGGACAAGCAAAAAUGUCACGUGAAAAGGGGGAAUUUCCACAAUACGGUUGAAUGUACGAAUUCGCCAAAUUUGCAGAGGUACCAACGGAACGAGGCUCUGACCUCGUUACCAUAACUAGACCCAUGCCUGUUCGUAUUGUCUUAGUCCAUGAGCACAUUAGACUGUCCAAUGCAUUACUUGUCAAAUGAAAUAGAAACAGAGUUUCUUACAUGUCUCGGUGCCCUGAUAUUUUUGCUUACCACCAAAUUGAUUAAACGUUUUCUCCAAGGCAAAGUUGUAUUGUGCCGAGACAAACCUCUCAGUCGCUGUAGAAAUAUUGCCAAACUUAGGCCAUAUUUGAGCAUUUUGUUGUUUAAAAGAAAAUUGUCUUCGUUUCAAGUUUCUAGCUUUCCUAAACCAUUUGUAUGCAGAAAAAUCGCUCCUUGCCUUCAAAAUUCCAAAGUUGAAGAAAGCCGCUGUAUUAUAGUCGUGGGCCGAAUUUAAAGCAGAUCUUUUUAAAAAUGACCAAAUUGGCCAAUUUUAUGUUUGUAAUAUUGAAUUUUUUUUAUAACGUGUCUGUGUAUAGAACUCCGUAAUCUUGUGCGUUUACAGUUACUCUGUAAGUUUGGUAACAAAGAUGUGUUGUCUUUCACGCUGGACGUGGCUUAUAAUUAUAUUGAGGAACUUUAUUUUAUAAUUUCUAAGUUAUUUUUUCGUCUUGAAGUUUGAUGUAAAACAGAAUUUAUUUGUGAUGUGCUGUUUCAAUCGUGUAAAACAGAGUCUAAAAAUAAAGAAUAGCUUUUAUUGAAUCUGGA